Pyricularia oryzae 70-15 is the source of this 207-nucleotide messenger RNA. RefSeq lists its product as uncharacterized. The record is from RefSeq and is a predicted model, not a curated record. The transcript has 2 exons. The annotation marks the transcript as partial. NCBI's taxonomy places the organism in Eukaryota, Fungi, Ascomycota, Sordariomycetes, Magnaporthales, Pyriculariaceae.
AUGACACGACUGCCUGCGAGGUUUUUUUUGUCUCUCUCUCUCUCUCUUUGUUAUUUUUUCUUCCUGAGAACCAAUAUCCCACGACCAACGGUUGAGUGGUGGCCCCACGCGCAUAGGCUAAAGUACACGAGACUGAUGGUCGGAGAAGCGAAAGCAGGCAAGAUGUGCACCCAAAUUCUCCGACAAGCCGUCAUGGCAGGUGGGUGU